This is a messenger RNA of Didymodactylos carnosus, 282 nucleotides long. NCBI's taxonomy places the organism in Eukaryota, Metazoa, Rotifera, Eurotatoria, Philodinida, Philodinidae. The record is from the annotation of a GenBank genome assembly.
AUGAAACAAUUGCUAAUUAAAUAUGAUAAUUUGUUUGAAACAUCAUUUCCGUACUCGAUGGGAUGGCAUUGUGCACCUACUGCCAAAUAUUUAGACGAAGAUUGUCAAUAUUGGCAAUUACAUGCUAGUUAUUAUCCACCAUUAGUACGUUCAGCAACUAUUAAAAAAUUUAUGGUCGGUUAUGAAAUGUUAGCACAAGCACAAAGAGACAUAACACCGGAAUAUGCGGCACAAACAUUAAAACAAUUAUCGGGUGAAAUUCACUAUAAAGAUAAAAAAUAA